Molecule: messenger RNA, 915 nt
Organism: Hirsutella rhossiliensis
Lineage: Eukaryota; Fungi; Ascomycota; Sordariomycetes; Hypocreales; Ophiocordycipitaceae
Product: dioxygenase domain-containing protein
Exons: 3
Coding region: 1-915 (304 amino acids)
Biological process (GO): catechol-containing compound metabolic process
Molecular function (GO): ferric iron binding; catechol 1,2-dioxygenase activity
Source: RefSeq, a predicted model, not a curated record
AUGGAGGCUCUUCCCGCCAUGGCCGACAACGACCUCGCGCAGCUCGUCGUCGACACCAUGGGCCCGGGGGUGGCGCCGCGCACCCGGCACGUCAUGACGGGCCUGGUGCGGCACCUGCACGCGUUUGCGCGCGAGGUGCAGCUGACGCACGACGAGUGGAUGGCGGGCGUCGAGUUUGUCAACUCGAUUGGGCGCAUCUGGUCGCCGGUGCGUAACGAGGCCCAUCGCAUCUCGGAUGUGCUGGGGCUCGAGUCGCUGGUCGACGACAUGGCCAACACCAUCAUCGCCGCCGAGGGCGACGUGGACCCGACGUCGUCGUCGAUCCUCGGCCCCUUCUGGUCCCCGCACGCGCCGUGGCGGCCCAACGGCAGCAGCAUCGUGCAGGACCCGGCGCCGGGGGCCCGGGUGUGCCGGAUGCACGGGACCGUGACCGACGCCGUGGCCGGCAAGCCCGUGGCCGGCGCCGUCGUCGACAUCUGGCAGGCCAGCGUCAACGGCAAGUACGACUUCCAGGACCCGGAGCGCCAGACGCCCAACAACCUGCGCGGCAAGUUCCGCACCGACGCCGACGGCCGCUACCGCCUGUACUGCUACCGGCCGACGGCGUAUUCGCUGCCGACCGACGGGCCGAGCUAUGAGCUGCUGCGGCUGAUGGACCGGCAUCCGAUGCGGCCGGCGCACAUUCACAUGAUGGUCACGCACCCCGACUUCAAGGGCUGCACCACGCAGCUCUACCCGCGCGACGACCCCUGGCUCGCCACCGACACCGUCUUCGCCGUCAAGCCGGACCUCGUCGUCGACUUCCGGCCGCUCGCUGGCGACCCCGAGGCCGAGCUCGAGCUCGAGUACCACUUCGUCCUGUCGCCCAAGGACUACAAGGGCCGGCAGCCGCCGCCUCCGCGGCCGUCGCUCUAG